Molecule: messenger RNA, 2021 nt
Organism: Klebsormidium nitens
Lineage: Eukaryota; Viridiplantae; Streptophyta; Klebsormidiophyceae; Klebsormidiales; Klebsormidiaceae
Source: the annotation of a GenBank genome assembly
AUGCCGAAAUGUGGAAAGCAAUUGCCAAAAAUACGUCUGCAAUACAGGUUUACUAUGGGGGCCCAAAGCUUUUACGUUGCCUGCUCAGCGCUACUGCUCCUGCUCCUCGUGAUAAGUGGUGUCAACGCCCAGCCUGGGUGCCCACAGCCUGGGGGUCCCCCGCCAGUGGGGCCGGUGCCUACCAACUGCCCCCCCCGGCUGCCAGAGAACAACGGGCCACUCUGCGGGCUCACAGCAGACGCCUCUCAGUUUAGCAUUGCCGCAAGCGGGAGCUUCUGGCGCAUCCGGAGCAACAGUUGCCCCAACUACGACUGGACCGGUCAGUCCAGCCCCGCGCGCGGAGCCGUACAACAGAAUCUCAACCUUUUGAUUCCCCGUCAUCCCAUACUCCAAAAGGGGACCGGAACAUUUGUGGGCACUAGUAGCCCGGUCAGGGGACCCAUCGGCGUGGCGUUCAAUGCGGUUGCCAUGUUCAGUCCGGUUGACGCCCUAGGCCGCGACGCCCUCCUCUUCGAAGGCUUCACCUUCGACCAGUGCGGCGGCCACGUGGCACCCGGCCCCAACAUCUACCACUACCACACCAUGCCCGGGGAUGGCGCCCCGGGCAGUCACAACAACACCCUGAACGAGGACUUCAACUUCUGUGCGCCGGUUGCGCCGCUAGUCGCGGGAUCGCCAACCGGGCACUCGCCCGUGUUUGGGAUCUUCUAUGACGGGAUCCCAAUCUACGGUCCUCGGGGCGACAACGGCCAGCUCCCGCAGAACCUCGACGCCUGCAACGGACACGUGGACCAAUCGUACCCGUAUUACCAUUACCACGCCACGAGCACAUACCCUUACUUGGUAAACUGUCUCAAGGGCUGCGUUGAUCAGUCGACGGGGAACAACAACUUCGGGAACGUUCCUUGCAUUCCGGACGACGUCCAAUACGACUAUUCUAUCCUCGUCACGCAAUUCCCUAGGUCUGCUCUCCAAGCGGCUAUCUACAGCGCCCCAGGCACGUGCGAUUCAGUCACCGGUGGAUCUACCCCCCUGAACCAGUGCUUCAACAACGACGGGUCUUCGUUCUCCUGUUGCGCCGGCACCUGCGGCCCGGUAGGCCCUUCCCCGACGUGCGAGGGCGGCUACACUUUCCCCAAUGCAAACGCCCCGGCCAAUACGACCGGGACCCCAACUCCGGUGCCUACUUCCUCCGAGGGGGGUUCUUCCGCCCCGAUUCCUACCCCCCCUCCACAGCCCACGCCCUCACCGGGGAAUCCUAUCGGGGGAGCGCAACCCGUCGGAGGAGUUUGCGAUCCCUACGGCCAGUACCCCAACCAGUGCUUCAGCUCCGAUGGUUCUGCGUCCGUUUGCUGUACGGGAGCCUGCCCCUCAAGCCCCUCCAGUUCCCCCGGGUGUUAAAAAAGCGUGCGCGCGCGCGCGGCUGGUAAGGACCGGGCGGCUGCAAAGGAGGCGCGCGCGCAGAGGACUCGGCGGCCGAACAAGAGCGCGCGCGCGCGACUGAUCAGGAGCGAACGGCCGGCAGAAACGGUCGUUUUCAUUGGUUGAUCGGUCUGGUACAGUGGUAGUCAUGCUCGAGUCGACCUUGUGGUCAUGGUAGACGUCUAUGACCAUGAUUGGAAGUUAGCGAAAAGAAUGCAUAUUGCUCAAGCACCCUUCCUUUAGAGCGUCAGAUGAUGUUGAUGCUAGCAGCCGCUGAGCAGUCACGUUAGCGAACACCAGUAGUCUUGAAGUCAAGGUUCGGAGGAGGUAAUGGAGCGUCACGUCUUGUGAAGAUUUUCUUUCUUCUCGAGGUUACCAGGUUCCGUUGCUUGCUGAUCGAGGUAAAUGCACUUCCAGAGCAUGAGGGUUCGAGUAUGAAGAAGCUCCUAAGAAGUCGGUAACAACAGGGUACGAAUGUUGACCCAGUGUACAUCUAGAAUAGUGACAAGUACCAUAGAUUGAAUAGGAGCAAAUCUUGAAAGAUUGCUCAGUGUGUGUGGAGGACCAUCUUGAGUGCAUGAGUUGUUGUAGUCGCACCA